GGGCAGCCUGCUAUCAUACUAUCGUCUAUGAAGGCGGUUAACGAUCUGCUGGAGUCGAGAGGUCACAUCUACUCGGACAGACCGCCCGCGGUCAUGGCUGGCGAGCUAGUCGGCUGGGCGCGCGGCUUGGGAUACACGAACGGACCGCCGAACCCUCGCUUCCGCGAGUUCAGAAAGCUCUUCCACCAGUUCAUGGGCCCGCGGGCGUGUGUGACACCUGAGUUCGCGGGCAUGCAGGAGAGGGAGACUCUGAGGCUGCUGCAAAAACUACUCGACAGCCCGAAGGACUUCUAUGACCAUUGCCGCACGUCCACCUCGUCGACAAUCCUACUUAUGUCCUAUGGGUAUUCCACUGCGAGCGAUGAUCCGCUGCAGUUGGUGAAGAUAGCGGAAGAUGCGAUGGACGGGUUCUCGAGGGCGUCGGAGCCUGGGUGGUUGGUCGAUAGCGUGCCGAUUCUCAAGUAUGUCCCGGCGUGGUUUCCUGGAGCAUCAUUCCAGCGCGCCGCCCGUGCGAUGAGGCGCGAGCUGGACCGCCUGUACGACGUCCCUCUGGCUUUUGUGAAGGGCGAGAUGGCGAGAGGCACAGCGAAGCCGUCUUUCCUGUCGAGCAAUCUCGAGACCAAGGGCGAGCAAGGGGCGUCUGAGCAGGAGGACCUGCUCAAAGCCGCUGCUGGAUCGCUAUACUCCGGUGGUGCAGAAACGACCCCUUCGGCCCUCACAUCUUUCAUCCUCGCCAUGGUCCUCCACCCUGAGAUCCAAUCACGAGCGCAAGCAGAAGUCGACGCCGUAUGCCUCGCUCACGGACGAAUGCCUCAAGUAGCAGAUCGAAGCUCCCUGCCAUACGUCAACGCUAUCGUCAAGGAGGUCUGGCGCUGGAAUCCCAGCGUUCCCUUGGGGCUGCCGCACAUGGCGAACGCAGACGACGUGUAUAGGGGGUGGAGGGUGGAGAAGGGGACGGUGGUGUGGGCGAACAUAUGGUCCAUCUUGCACGACGAGACGGUCUCCCCUGACCCUUUCGCAUUCCGACCUGAGCGAUACCUAGGUAAAGACCCGACGCUUCAGUCGGCAGCAGAGGAUCCGAACGAGGUUGUGCAAGUGGCCUUCGGUGUUGGGCGCAGAAUUUGCCCAGGCAUGUACCUCGGCGACCAGGCCGUCUUCAUCGCUAUUUGCAACAUCCUCUUCGCCUUCGACAUCGGGAAAGCGAAAGACGAGGCGGGUAAUAUCAUCACACCCGUGGUGGAGUAUGGGGGUUUCAUAAGCCAUCCCAGGCCUUUCCGAUGCAGUAUCCGCCCCCGAAGCGGGCCUGCGCAAGAGAUCGUGCAACACGCUCUGGAGGAACUGAGAGCAGGCGAUGGCCUGGGAGCGUAAGACGGGAUCGAACAUGUGCACUAGACAGAGGCGAACAAAUCACAAGCGUUGUCUCAUUCUCCUUCUCUUCUCCCUCCUU
Messenger RNA from Schizophyllum commune H4-8, 1447 nucleotides. RefSeq names its product cytochrome P450. Gene Ontology annotation, molecular function: iron ion binding; oxidoreductase activity, acting on paired donors, with incorporation or reduction of molecular oxygen; heme binding. Bases 28 to 1368 code for a protein of 446 amino acids. The record is from RefSeq and is a predicted model, not a curated record. The transcript has 12 exons. NCBI's taxonomy places the organism in Eukaryota, Fungi, Basidiomycota, Agaricomycetes, Agaricales, Schizophyllaceae.